Closterium sp. NIES-65 is the source of this 3336-nucleotide messenger RNA. The record is from the annotation of a GenBank genome assembly. NCBI's taxonomy places the organism in Eukaryota, Viridiplantae, Streptophyta, Zygnematophyceae, Desmidiales, Closteriaceae.
AUGGACGUCGCUCAUACGUCUAUGAUGCAUGCGGCUGCUCCCCAUUUUCUGUGGCCGUUUGCGGUCAGUUACGCUGCGCACCAGAUCAACCUCCACCCCAGGGUCUCUCGACCGGAGACCUCCCCAGCCCUGCUGUGGACGGGGAAGGUUGGCGAUGCGUCGGCGUUCCGGGUCUGGGGAUCUCGGGCGUUUGUUCGCGACCUGUCUGCGGACAAGCUGUCCCCUCGUGCUUCUCCCUGCGUCUUCCUGGGGUUCCCCCCCGACGCCCCUGGGUGGCAGUUUUACCACCCCACCUCUCGACGUGUUCUGUCCUCCCAGGACGUCACGUUCGACGAGUCGGUACCCUACUACCGCCUCUUCCCCUACCGCACUCCGUCCCUCCCCCCACCCCCGCUCUUCUUGGUAGACGCGGUCGAGCCUGUCGAGGUCACUGGUGACUCUGGUGCUGCUGCGGGAGCUGAGCCUGGGGGUGCGGAGUCUGGGGGUGCUGAGCCUGGAGGUGCCGAGUCUGGGGGUGCUGAGCCUGGGGGUGCUGAGCCUGGGGGUGCUGUGCCUGGGGGUGCUGAGCCUGGAGGUGCCGAGUCUGGGGGUGCUGUGCCUGGGGGUGCUGAGCCUGGAGGUGCUACGCCUGGGGGUGCUGUGCCUGAGGUUGCUGAGCCUGGGGGUGCUGUGCCUGGGGGUGCUGUGUCUAGGGGUUCUGAGCCUGGAGGUGCUGUGCCUGGGGGUGCUUCGUCUCGCCGGGAGCCACUCUCCCCACAGGAGCUGCGUGAGUGGUUUGCCAGGCGCUGGAGGCGUGCUGCUGGUGCGGGUGGUUCUUCGACUGCAGAGGGUACUGCUGCCGCGCGUCCCGCCGGUACUCGUACUGUGGGUGCUGGAGCUGCUGGGUCUGAGAGUUCUCCUGGAGCUGGUCCUGCUGAGGGUGUUGGCGCUGAGCCUGCCGUUGGCGGUCCGACUAACAGUGCUGCUGGUGCUGCGGCUGGGGGUUCUGGAGCUUCUGGUGGUGCUGCUGGAGGUGCUGCUGGAGUGGGUGCUCCUGCCGGGGCUACUGGUGCUGUUCCUGCUGUUUCUAGCGUCGCCGCGCGGCCCCGACCGUACUUCGUUCCGCUCCUGCAGCAGGUUCUUGGUCUUACACCUCCUCCUCCUCCCUUAGAGGGUCCGCAGCCUGUCCGGUCACAGCCACAGCUACAGCCUGCCUCCCCUUUGCCUGCUCCUUCUCCCUACGCUGGUCCGACUGGAGGUCUUACUGAGCGUCGUGAGCCUGCGUCUCGUCCUGUGUCGCCUGUUCGUACUGAGCGCGCUAGUGGUCGCGGGUCGCGUCAGCGUCCUCCUCCUGUCCCUGGCACGCACCGGAUGUCACUGCGUCCGUCCACUGCUCCUCUGCGUGCCCCUUUGCCUUCUCCUCCUGCUUCCUCUCUUCCUGCUCUUGCCGACCCGGAGUCGGACUCUCUUCGUGCUGCCAGUCCUACUGUCACGCGUCUCCUGGCUACUGCUGUCACUGACCCCUCCUUCGAGUCGUCUGCUGCGUCUGCCCUUGUCACUGAGCUUGUCGACUUUGCUGCGCGCUGUCGUCUAGACUACGCUGCUCGUCUUGUCACUGAGUCUGAGUCCGCCUGUCCUCCGUCCGUCGGGGGUGAGUGUGCCCUUGGCACGGACGUCCUUGAGGACAGGCAGGAGGAGUUCCAGUGUCUGGCCGCCGCUUCACCUAGUCUCGCGUCUGUACUGCUAGCCCCUGAGGGAGACCCGGAUGCACCAGACAUCCCGACUCCGCGCUCUUACGCGGAGGCGAUAGAGGGUCCCUACUCCUCUCAGUGGCAGGCAGCUAUGGAUGCAGAGAUGGCUUCCUGGAAGUCCACAGGCACCUACGUUGACGCUGUUCCCCCUCCUGGGGCGAACAUCGUCAGUGGCAUGUGGAUUUUCAGGGUGAAGCGGCCGCCGGGUUCUCCGCCUGUCUUCAAGGCGCGUUACGUGGCUCGUGGCUUCAGUCAGCGGCAGGGGGUUGACUACUUUCAGACCUUCUCCCCCACCCCGAAGAUGACCACUCUUCGGGUUCUGCUGCACGUUGCUGCUCACCGUGACUACGAGCUGCACUCUCUCGACUUCAGCACAGCUUUCUUGCAGGGCAGCCUGCACGAGGAGAUCUGGCUGCGUCGCCCACCUGGCUUCACUGGGUCUUUCCCUCCUGGUACCCAGUGGAGUCUCCGGCGUCUAGUCUACGGUCUCCGCCAGGCGCCACGUGAGUGGCACGACACACUGAGGACUACGCUCGCGGCACUUGGGUUUGCUCCUUCCACUGCCGACCCGUCGCUGUUUCUGCGCACCGACACCUCUCUGCCGCCGUUCUACAUCCUCGUGUACGUCGACGACUUGGUCUUUGCCACAGCUGACACUGCUGGACUCGCCUACGUGAAGUCCGAGCUGCAGAAGAGACACACGUGCACUGACCUGGGUGAACUGCGCAGCUACCUUGGCUUGCAGAUCACCCGGGACAGAGCACGCCGCACCAUUACCCUGACUCAGUCACACAUGGUGCAGCAGGUCCUUCAGCGCUUCGGCUUCACGUACUCCUCGCCUCAGGCCACUCCUCUGCCUACUCGCCACUCGCUCUCAGCUCUGCCUUCGGAUGAGUCCGUAGAGUCGAGUGGCCCGUUUGCAGAGCUUGUUGGCUGCCUCAUGUACCUGAUGACCUGCACACGACCUGACCUCGCAUACCCUCUUAGCAUUCUCGCACGCUUUGUUGCUCCUGGGAGACACCGACCAGAGCACAUGGCUGCAGCGAAGAGGGUGUUGCGCUACUUGUGCAGUACGUCGGGCAUGGGGCUAGUGCUUGGAGGGCGCAGUCCAGUGGUCCUCACUGGGCACGCAGACGCUUCUUGGGCUGACGACCAGGCUACGCAGCGGUCGUCACAGGGUUACACCUUCAGCCUUGGUUCCGGCUCUGUCUCGUGGCGGGCUACCCGCUCGUCUUCUGUUCUCGGCUCCAGUUGUGAGGCUGAGAUCUACGCUGGGGCUAUGGCUGCACAGGAGUUACGCUGGCUCACCUACCUGCUGACCGACCUUGGAGAGCAGCCUCGUUCUCCUCCAGUCCUGUACGUAGACAACAAGGCCAUGCUGGCCUUGUGUCGAGAGCAGCGACUGGAGCACAGAACGAAGCACAUUGCUCUUCGCUACUUUCUUGCUCGUGAGCUACAGCAGCGUGGACAGCUGCGACUUGCGUACGUGGCCUCUGAGGCCAACACUGCUGAUGUCUUCACCAAGGCACUUGCGCCUUGUGAUCAUCAGCGUUGCUGCACGCAGUUGGGUCUUGUGCCUGUCUUGCCUCACUUGCUCUCCUCUUGA